Talaromyces rugulosus is the source of this 1527-nucleotide messenger RNA. RefSeq lists its product as uncharacterized. The transcript has 4 exons. Bases 1 to 1527 code for a protein of 508 amino acids. NCBI's taxonomy places the organism in Eukaryota, Fungi, Ascomycota, Eurotiomycetes, Eurotiales, Trichocomaceae. Gene Ontology annotation, molecular function: FAD binding. The record is from RefSeq and is a predicted model, not a curated record.
AUGAGAUACUUCCAGCAACUUCUGGCAUUUGCCUCUAUCGCCUGCAUUGGGCAUGCGUCGGCCCCAGAUACCUUGGCUGGAACCUCUGUUAUUACCUCCUUGGGAGCAUCUAACCUUACAACCGGUGCCGCUUGCGCAUGCAACAAACUCUGUGCCUUGUAUUCGAACCUAGUCAUAUUCCCUAGCUCGGCAAAUUACACGGAACAGGCAACCUACUAUUGGGAUGUCCGAGCUGACUUGAGCCCGGCCUGUAUCUUCCUGCCUACAACGGCUAAUGAAGUUGCUACAGCCGUGAAGCAUUUAGUCCAAUGCAAUGCUCAAUUCGCUGUCCGUGGUGGUGGGCACAUGAACUUCCCCGGAUCGAACAACAUCGACGGUGGUGUCCUCUUGGGGUUUAAUAAUAUGGCCAAUUAUCAGGUAAAUGAGGACACAAUUGAUGUGGAACCAGGGAUGACAUGGUAUGAUGUGUACUCAGCUCUCGACCCGUAUGGUCGAACAGCCAUCGGGGGUCGCCUGAAAACGAUUGGAGUCCCUGGACUCACCCUCAUUGGCGGGGUGUCUUACUUCAUCAAUAAAUACGGCUUUGCUAUGGACAACGUUGUCAGUUAUGAAGUGGUUCUUGGAGACGGUAGCCAGGUUACUACGGACUCUACGACUAACCCUGACCUUUUCUGGGCACUAAAAGGGGGUGGUAGCAACUUUGGAAUCGUCACAAAGUUCAAGCUAAAGACAUACUCUAUGCCACACAUCAGCACCACUAUCCAAGUUUUCAAUGAGAGUUCGACAUAUGCUUUCACUAAAGCGGUCUGUGACUGGGCGCUGGCUGACAGUCAGAGCCCUGUUGCUGCCGGAUCUGUGCUCACUAUCACUUAUAACGUCACAACCAAGGAGAUGUCGCCAAGCCUUCUCGGUGUCCAGGCCGGAGUCAGCAACCCACCAUCUGAAUUCAAAAACUUCACUGCUAUUCCUGGUGUCAGUAAAAUUCACAAUGUCACAACUGGGAAACAGUGGGCCUCAACCCUCGACUCGCCUAAACAAAUGUUCCGGGUAAUGUUUGCACACCACUCGAUGAUACCCGACGCGGAUGUCCUCUACUCAAUGAUUGAGACAUGGAAAAAUGCAGUUGAGAAAAUUUCUGAUGUUCAAGGUCUUUACCCAACCUUUGUGGCCAAUAUCUCUCCAGCGAGCGCCGCUAGAGUGGCAAAAACAAACGGCAUUGGUAACGUGUGGGGUCUUGAUGAUGAGCCUCUGAUCUGGUGGCAAUUUAGCACGGGCUGGGACUUGCAGCAAGAUGAUCUUCGAGUAGAGGGCUGGGCUCGUCAAUUAACCGAGCAUCUACACGGAUUGAAUAAACAUAAGGGUCUGGCUAGGGACUUUGUGUAUAUGGGAGACGCGGGCGAGUGGCAAGAUCCGUUUGCAGGAUUUGCCCCUGCUAAUGUCCAGCGGAUGAGGGAAAUCAGAGCCGCGUAUGACCCCAAUGGAACCUUUUCAAAGCUGAAUUGGGGUGGGUUUAAGCUUGGCUACUGA